Messenger RNA from Triticum turgidum subsp. durum (durum wheat), 1812 nucleotides. NCBI's taxonomy places the organism in Eukaryota, Viridiplantae, Streptophyta, Magnoliopsida, Poales, Poaceae. The record is from the annotation of a GenBank genome assembly.
AUGAUGGCGUUGCUGCCGGAAUUCGAUCCAGCGGACGUGGGCGCCGGCCGCGGCCUCAUCGACCGCCUCACCGCCGACGCCGCGGCGCUGCAGAGGGACGUCCUCACGGAGAUACUCAGGCGGAACUCCCACACCGAGUACCUCCGCCGCUUCCUGGAUCGCGCACCACCAGGCGCCUCGGCCGCCGACCUCCGCGAGGCCUUCAAGGAGCGCGUGCCCGUCGCCGGGUAUGAGGACAUCAAGCCGUACGUGCGCCGCAUCGCCUCCGGCGAGCCGUCCAGCAUCCUCUGCUCCGAGCCCAUCACCCACCUCCUCACAAGCUCGGGCACAUCCGGCGGGCAGCUGAAGCUCUUCCCGUCCACCGCGGAGAAGCUCGACCAGCGGCUGUUCUACAAUGGCGUCCAGGCACUCUUGAGGAAGAUGCAUCUUCAUCCUGAUCAGGGGGACAGACGCGGCAAGGGCAUGUACCUCAUGUUCAUCUUCCCUGGAAGCCUGACCUCGUCCGGCCUGCCUAUCAUGGCAUCCAGCAGUGCCUACUACCACAGCAGCCAGUUCCGGGAGCACGACAUUGGUGGGUUCGGCAGGUGCACCAGUCCCAUCGAGGCGGUCCUCUGCCCAGAUGGCAGGCAGAGCAUGUACUGCCAGCUGCUCUGCGGCCUGCUUGACCGCGGAGUCGUCGACCAUGUCGGCGGCACCUUUGCUAACGCUUUCAUCAGAGGCAUCCAGUUCCUGGAAGACAACUGGGAGGAGAUGUGCUCCAACAUCCGCACUGGGCGUCUCAGCGACUGGAUAACGCAUGCUCCUCUGCGUGAUGCCGUCGCUGCGUGUCACCUGCGAGGACCUGACCCGGCACUGGCCGACGAGAUCGCAGCCGAGUGUGCCAGGAAGCCCUGGGAUGGGAUAGUCAGGAGGCUCUGGCCAGGAGCACGGUACAUCCUCGCCAUUGUCACCGGUUCGAUGUCACAGUACAUUCCAGUUCUUGAGAGUUAUGGUGCUGGGCUGCCAUUGGUGUCGCCCAUGUACGUGUGUACAGAGUGCGCCGCGGGGAUCAAUCUGAACCCUCUUGAUCUACCUUCUGCUGUGUCGUACGCAUUGCUUCCAAACAUUGCCUACUUCGAGUUUGCAGAGGUCACGCAUGGUGACGAUGAAAAGGUGCAAGCGAGUACUGGUUUGUAUGACAAUUUGGACGAGUUGAAGCUUGUGGAUCUUGUGGAUGUCAAAAUUGGUCGGCGCUACGAGCUGGUUGUCACCACCUUUGCAGGUCUUUACAGAUACCGAGUGGGUGACCUUCUUACUGUGUGCGGAUUCUACAACGCAACGCCACUGUUCCGCUUCACUGGACGGUGUGGUGUCAUCUUAAAAAUAGACUACGAGAGUAUAAGCGAGGAGGAUCUCCUGAAGGCCAUUUCACAAGCAUACGAGCUGCAUCUUAGGCCCCUUGGUUACAUGCUUGGUGGCAGCACUGCAUAUGCAGACAUAUCCACCUUGCCGGGCCACUACGUCCUGUUCUGGGAGCUAGUCAGUGGAGAGGGUAACCAUGUCACGACUGAUAUCGAUCGAGCUGUCAUGGAGAAUUGCUGUUUGGCCGUGGAGGAAUGCUUUGAUCAGAUGUACCGUGAAAGCAGGCGCCGAGGGUCGAUCACAGCACUCGAGAUAAGGGUACUUGAGCGUGGCGCAUUUGAUGCUCUCAUGGACUUGUUUCUGUCCAGAGGCACAUCGGCCAGUCAGUACAAGACUCCAACGGCUAUUCGAUCAGAAGAAGCGCUGCUGGUGUUGGAGGAGAGGGUGUCAGGAAGGUACUUUAGCCAAUAG